AUGCAAUUGCAGCAACAACUGCAAGGCCUCCAACAUCAAGCUAGAAAUAGUGGCCAGCAACAAGCCCUUACAGGCCUACAAGGUCAACAAGUGUUUAUGUACUGAAUGUUAUAAAAAUAAAAGUUACCCCCAUGAUAAAAGCAAAAAUAUUAACGUCUAUAUCACUUACCCCAUGACAACUGGGUACACAACUAGUACUGCUGCUACUUCUACUUCAAAGAAAUAGAAAUUAGGAUCUUCCAGAUCAGCAUAUUGGUUCAUGUUGUGUUAGUUUAGUGUAGUCAGAGUUGUCAGACUACUGUUAUAUCCCAAGGCGAGCAUGCUAUUAUUUGUAUCUGAAUGCAACAUUUGCAUUCUUCUACUACUUUUUCUAAGUUUUCCACGACUGCUGGCGGCGACGCCUCUGCUCGUCCACCGCAAGAUAUGCCGAAAAUCGUGGUGCAGAACCAUACUGCUGCGGAAAUCGCUGCACAGCUCGCUCAAUUACGGAUAGUCUAGUGGAAGUAGAUCUAGAUCACUAUCUGGUGUACUAGUAGAUCAUGAGAGGUUGUAUCCUGAUCGCAUUUGUUCCCCUUGCUCACUUAUUCAGAAGGCGGGAACAAGAGACCAAGUACUAGAGAGAACAAGAACAAAGCUCAAGGAGCGAUUAUUCCAGUAGGAGUACUAGUCAGUGUGUAUUUCUAUUAUAGAGAAUAGUCCUCAUCUUGCCACAACUGAUCGACUAUAACCUCCCCAUGCCCACCUCAGCGUCAACCUAUAGUACCUCUAACUCAAGUAGGAAAGAAGGUCUCAUCUGGUGCUCAGCAUCCUGGAGGCGGGGGUCCUCCUGGUGGUUCGGGA
Molecule: messenger RNA, 840 nt
Organism: Amoebophrya sp. A25
Lineage: Eukaryota; Dinophyceae; Syndiniales; Amoebophryaceae
Source: the annotation of a GenBank genome assembly